Habropoda laboriosa is the source of this 2292-nucleotide messenger RNA. RefSeq names its product ribonuclease Z, mitochondrial (gene RNaseZ). Gene Ontology annotation, biological process: mitochondrial tRNA 3'-end processing. The transcript is spliced from 6 exons. The record is from RefSeq and is a predicted model, not a curated record. Gene Ontology annotation, cellular component: mitochondrion. Gene Ontology annotation, molecular function: 3'-tRNA processing endoribonuclease activity. NCBI's taxonomy places the organism in Eukaryota, Metazoa, Arthropoda, Insecta, Hymenoptera, Apidae.
AUGUUUCAUCUCACUACAUGUAUCUGUAAGUGUAUUGUAAGGAAUAUUUAUGUAAAAAUUAAAUUAUAUCAUAAAAGACCACAGGAUUUUUCUACUGUGUACACAUUAGUAGCAAUGCAGCAAAAGAAAAAGUUAAGAGAUAUGAACAGCAACUUUAGUGCAUCGUUAACAAUUAUUGGGAGUGGAGCACCAGGAACUCCAGCGUGUGUAUUCCUUGUAACUGAUCAGAGAAAUUAUUUAUUUAAUUGUGGAGAGGGAACUCAACGCUUAAGUCAAGAAUAUCAUUGUAAAUUAUCCAAGUUAGAGAAUAUAUUUUUGACAAAUAUUUCUUGGAAAAAUGUUGGAGGGCUUCCAGGUUUGCUUUUAACAGCACAGGAUAAUGGUUCAACUACAAUGAACAUUCAUUCCCCCGAAGGAAUGGAUAUAUUCACAGAAACGAUUAAAAAAUUUACAUACUUAGGGAAAUUGAAAAUUUCUUAUUUUCCUACCAAUGAAUUUGAAGUGUACAGAGAUCAUGUAAUGACAGUUUCAUAUGUUAAUAUAACAAAAUCUUCGAAAUCUAUUGAAGAAUGUUCUUUAGAUAUGGAAGAUAAGAAACAAUAUUAUUCAAAUUUAAAUGGUAAAAGAGUUAUUGAUAAUGAAGUAGAGAUGAACAAAGAAAAGAAAAUAAAAAGCCUUCCACGUGUAAUGUGUUAUAUUUGUGAAAUUCAUCCAAGACGUGGAAAACUGUUAAUAGACAAAUGUAUUAACUUUGGCUUACCACCUGGACCACUCUUAACUCUCUUAAAACAAGGACUAAAUGUUACCAAAGAAGAUGGAACAAUUGUUCAUAGUAAAGAUGUGUGUUUACCAGAUAGUCCUAAAACCACUUUUAUAGUACCUAAAAUAAUCUUGACUAAUUACAAUUAAUUAAAAUUACAAAUUUUUUUAUUAUUAAAGAUAUAUCAACAGGCAGCAUUAAAUGAACAAAAUAUUGAAGUAUUUUGCAUACUUCAUUUUACUCCUGAAAAGGUUUUCACUGAUCAGAGGUAUCAAAAUUGGAUAGCAAAUUUUCCUUCUAAAGUCGAACAUAUAAUUUUAAAUAAUGAAAAUACUUGUAUGGGCAGUGAAGCUGUUCAUAAAAAUCAAUAUUUAUUGAAUACGUUACAUCCUGAGAUAUUUCCUUUACUAAACAAGAACUGGAUUAAAGAAGACGAAAAUAUCAAAAAUAAUUACAUUCACCGUGCAAGAGCAAUACAAGUAUUAAAACUGCGUCCAGUACCCAAAAAGUUAAUUAAAACGGAGGUUCACAUGGAACAACAAAUAUACAUUAAGCAACUUUCUGAAAUUCCUGACUUUCUGAAUGUUUUAAGUGAAUUGAAAUCAAAUAUUAACAAAAAAUCGACAGAACUUAACUUAAAUAAUACUUGUGAAUACCCACGAAUUGUAAUGUUAGGUACUGGUUGUAGUGUACCAAAUAAAGUUAGAAAUACAAGCAGUAUUCUGUUAAGAAUUGACAAAAGUAAUAGCAUCUUAUUAGAUUGUGGAGAAGGUACCCUUGGUCAGAUUAUUAGAUUGUAUGGAAUUUCAGAAAGUGACAACAUUUUGCGUAGCAUUAAGGCUAUUUAUAUAUCGCAUAUACAUGCAGAUCAUCAGCUGGGACUUAUUGGUUUACUAUUAAAAAGAAAACAAAUCACGAACGAUAAGUUAUACUUACUAAUACCGAUGAAUAUGAUACCGUGGUUAAACUUUUAUAAUGAUCGAUUUGAAUCUAUAUCACAGCAAUAUAUUUUACUGAACAAUAGUGAUUUAUAUAUGAAUCACCAUAAAUUAAGUGUGCUUUUUGAAAUUGAACUUUUCAAAUUCUUGAAUAUUAAAACAAUAGACACGGUUUAUGUUGCACAUUGUAAGCAAGCGUUUGGUAUCGCUAUUACUCUUGAAAAUGACAAAAAAAUCGUUUAUAGCGGUGAUACUAUGUUUUGUCAAAAUCUCAUAAACUUAGGUAAAGAUUGUGAUUUAUUAAUUCACGAAGCAACCAUGGAAGACGAACUUGCAACAUUAGCAAAACGUAAACUACAUUCAACAACUUCUGAAGCGAUAAAUGCUGGCAAAUUUAUGAACGCAAAAUUUAUCUUAUUAACGCAUUUUAGUCAGCGUUACUCAAAGAUUCCUUUCCUCCCAGAAAAAGAAACAAACGUUGGACUUGCUUAUGAUAAUAUGGAGAUCACAUUAUCACAGUUACCGUUGUUACCACUUUUUUAUCCAUGUAUAAAAAUAAUGUUUAAUGAAUAUAAUAAAGUAUUGGGUGUUUGA